This is a messenger RNA of Encephalitozoon cuniculi GB-M1, 876 nucleotides long. RefSeq names its product rRNA methyltransferase NOP1. The transcript has a single exon. The record is from RefSeq and is marked provisional. Bases 1 to 876 code for a protein of 291 amino acids. Gene Ontology annotation, biological process: box C/D sno(s)RNA 3'-end processing; rRNA methylation. Gene Ontology annotation, molecular function: histone H2AQ104 methyltransferase activity; rRNA methyltransferase activity; RNA binding. Gene Ontology annotation, cellular component: box C/D methylation guide snoRNP complex; nucleolus; small-subunit processome. Lineage: Eukaryota; Fungi; Microsporidia; Unikaryonidae.
AUGAAGAAGACUAAUAAGAGGCCCGACGGGAGAAAGUUCCAGAAAGGAGGCAAGCCAUUUCGUUCCGACAAGGGCGAGGGAAGAGGAAGGAUGAACAACAAGAAGAAGGGAAGUGUGAAUGCUGGACUUGACAGGAAGGUCUUGGUUGAGCCCCACCCGAGGUUUCCGGGGGUAUAUAUCAGUAGAGGUAAGGAGGAUCUCCUGCUCACAAGAAACCUGGUCCCUGGGGUCAGCGUGUAUGGAGAAAAGAGGGUUGCUGUUGAUCUCGAGGGCAUGAAGGUCGAGUAUCGUGUCUGGAAUGCAUACAGAAGCAAGCUUGCAGCGGGGAUUGUGUGUGGAGCUGAGAAUAUUCACAUGGAGCCUGGAAGCAAAGUGCUGUAUCUCGGGGCCUCGUCUGGAACGACUGUCUCCCAUGUGUCUGACAUUGUUGGGAAGGAUGGGGUAGUGUAUGCCGUGGAGUUUAGCGAGAGGUCCGGGAGAGACCUGAUAAACAUGUCUAUGAAGCGGCCCAACAUUGUCCCUAUAAUAGAGGAUGCAAGGUACCCGUCGAGGUACAGGAUGCUCGUGCCGAUUGUUGACUGCAUUUUUUCAGAUGUUUCCCAGCCAGACCAGACAAGGAUUGUUGCGCUGAAUGCCCAGUACUUUCUCAAGGAGGGAGGAGGAGUUGAUGUCUCUAUCAAGGCCAACUGUGUUAACUCGGCGGUCCCUGCAGAGACGGUCUUUGCAGAUGAGGUGAACAUCCUGAGAAAGAACAGCAUCAGACCGAAGGAGCAGGUGACUCUUGAACCAUUUGAAAAGGACCAUGCAAUGAUCAUCGGAAGAUUUAAGCUAUCGGCAUCUGAAGAGAAAAGGCAAUCCUCUCAAAAGAAGGACUGA